Molecule: messenger RNA, 1435 nt
Organism: Diospyros lotus (date-plum)
Lineage: Eukaryota; Viridiplantae; Streptophyta; Magnoliopsida; Ericales; Ebenaceae
Product: eukaryotic translation initiation factor 2 subunit alpha homolog
Exons: 7
Coding region: 130-1164 (344 amino acids)
Cellular component (GO): eukaryotic 48S preinitiation complex; multi-eIF complex; eukaryotic translation initiation factor 2B complex
Molecular function (GO): RNA binding; translation initiation factor activity; ribosome binding
Source: RefSeq, a predicted model, not a curated record
GCCACAUGUCGAAGGGGAAGAGUUAAGACCCUACAGCAUCAGUUCUCAGGCCAAAAUCCCCUCUCUUCUCUGCAAGUCCCCGAAAACCCUAGAUAGGACUCGAAAGAACCCUAGGGAACAACCAAUCCAAUGGGGACGAACACGCUGAAUCUGGAGUGCAGGAUGUACGAAGCGAAGUACCCGGAGGUGGACAUGGCGGUGAUGAUACAGGUGAAGAACAUAGCCGACAUGGGGGCGUACGUGUCGCUUCUGGAGUACAACAACAUCGAGGGCAUGAUCCUCUUCUCGGAGCUCUCCCGCCGCCGAAUCCGUAGCGUUAGCAGCCUCAUCAAGGUCGGCCGCAUCGAGCCUGUCAUGGUUCUUCGAGUCGACAAGGAGAAAGGCUACAUCGACCUCAGCAAGCGCCGCGUCUCCGAGGAGGACAUCCUCGCCUGCGAGGAGCGCUACAAUAAGAGCAAGCUUGUCCACUCCAUCAUGCGCCACGUCGCGGAGACUAUGAGCCUCGAUCUCGAGGAUCUGUAUAUUCAUGUUGGGUGGCCUUUGUAUCGGAAAUAUGGUCAUGCUUUUGAGGCAUUCAAAGUAAUUGUUAAUGAUCCUGAUUCAGUGCUCAAUUCCCUUACCCGUGAAAUUAAGGAAAUUGGUCCUGAUGGACAGGAGGUGACUAAGGUUGUUCCUGCUAUGUCAGAGGAAGUUAAAGAUGCUUUAGUAAAAAACAUUAGGAGGAGAAUGACUCCACAACCAUUGAAGAUUCGAGCUGAUGUUGAGAUGAAAUGUUUCCAGUUUGAUGGUGUUCUUCAUAUUAAGGAAGCCAUGCGGAAAGCUGAAGCUGCUGGCAAUAAAGACUGCCCUGUGAAAAUUAAAUUAGUUGCACCUCCAGCAUAUGUACUUAAUACUCAGACUCUUGACAAGGAACAAGGCAUAGCAAUUCUUAAUAAAGCAAUAGCAGCUUGCUCUGAUGAAAUUGAGCGGCACAAGGGAAAACUCACUGUAAAGGAGGCAGCUAGAGCAGUGAGUGAAAGGGAGGACAAACUACUUGCUGAACAGAUGGCUAAACUUGGGCGGGAGAAUGAAGAGGUGAGCGGCGAUGAAGACAGCGAAGAGGAGGAAGAUACUGGCAUGGGAGAUAUUGACUUGGAGAACUCAGGGACUGGGAUAGCAGAGUGAAUCGGCCUAAGCCAUGGAAAAAAAAAAAUUGAGUUUUCCCCCCUCCUUGUAUCUUUAUUUUCAUUUACUUCUUUUUUUUUUUUGUUUCUUUGUAUUAAAUCAGCGUGAUACCUGGACUGGACCUGGUCCGCUGGCCGAUGUUGAGCAGUUUUGCCAAAUAUGAUUUGUUUGAAUGUUUUCCUCGCCGCUGUUUUAGCUAUAGGAUUGUCCGGACAUUGAACCAUUCGUCGAUGGUACACUAUUACUAUUUACCUUUUCCUUUUUAGCUGCA